Molecule: messenger RNA, 1578 nt
Organism: Exophiala xenobiotica
Lineage: Eukaryota; Fungi; Ascomycota; Eurotiomycetes; Chaetothyriales; Herpotrichiellaceae
Product: fructose-bisphosphate aldolase 1
Exons: 4
Coding region: 235-1317 (360 amino acids)
Biological process (GO): glycolytic process; gluconeogenesis
Cellular component (GO): cytosol
Molecular function (GO): zinc ion binding; fructose-bisphosphate aldolase activity
Source: RefSeq, a predicted model, not a curated record
CCUCCAUGUCUCCAAUCCCACCGAUAUCCAUUUGCUCUUCAUGCUCAACCCCGGCAACCAAAUUUCUUCUUUCUAUUCAUUACCUUGUCUUUCUGCGGUUUUCAACUUGGACUUGCAGUCGAAACAUCUGAUCUACUCUUCAUCCAUAGCUUAGCCUCUCCGUACGGCUUCUUCAACUUCCAGCCAACCCCCAGACCAUACUCACUUUGUGAGCCCCACCAAGCAACAGUCAAUAUGGGUGUCAAGGACGUUCUGUCUCGCAAGGAGGGUGUCAUUGUCGGUGACGAUGUCCUGGCUCUGUUCAAGCACGCUCAAGAGAACAACUACGCCAUUCCGGCCGUCAACGUGACGUCCUCGUCAACCGUCGUUGCCUCUUUGGAGGCUGCCCGAGACGCCAAUGCUCCGAUUAUCCUCCAGACAUCCCAGGGAGGAGCUGCUUACUUCGCGGGCAAGGGUGUCAAGAACGAUAAGCAACAAGCCUCGAUCGCCGGCGCUGUCGCCGCAGCUCACUACAUCCGAAGUGUUGCUCCCGCCUACGGCAUCCCAGUCGUUUUGCACACCGACCACUGCGCAAAGAAACUUCUGCCAUGGCUUGACGGAAUGAUGGACGCCGAUGAAGCAUACUUCAAGCAACAUGGCGAGCCUUUGUUCUCUUCUCAUAUGAUCGACUUGUCUGAGGAGGCUGUUGACUGGAACGUUGAGACAACUGCCAAGUACCUCAAGCGGGCGGCUCCCAUGAAACAAUGGCUGGAGAUGGAAAUCGGUAUUACGGGUGGUGAGGAAGACGGGGUCAACAACGAGUCCGUCGACAACAACUCCCUGUAUACUCAACCCGAGGACAUCCACAUGAUCUACACCACCUUGAAGAAGAUCUCACCAUACUUCUCCAUUGCCGCUGGCUUCGGCAAUGUCCACGGUGUCUACAAGCCUGGCAAUGUUCGUCUCCAUCCAGAACUUCUUGACAAACAUCAGAAAUAUGUCAAGGAGAAGGAGGGCACCUCAUCCGACAAACCUGUGUUCCUUGUCUUCCACGGCGGCUCCGGCUCUUCCAAGAAAGAAUACACCGACGCCAUCAGCUACGGUAUUGUCAAAGUCAACCUCGACACUGACUUGCAAUGGGCCUACCUCACGGGUAUCCGCGACUACGUCAUCAACAAGCACGACUACCUCAAGACGCAGGUUGGCAACCCUGAGGGCGAGGACAAGCCGAACAAGAAAUACUAUGAUCCCCGGGUUUGGGUGCGAGAGGGUGAGAAAACCAUGAGUGCACGUGUGGCUGAGGCACUCAAGGACUUCAACACUGCCAAUCAAUUGUAAGAAGGGAGAUCUACGGCAGGCCGAGAAAAGUCUGUUUGCAACCUAUGGAAGGGGUUGAGUGCGUGCUCUUUGGGAGAGAUGGAUGCUGUUCUCCGUUCUGGACGCGCGCAUGCAAGGCAGUAUGAGGUAUAAGCGAGUAUCAGCAGAGCAAUAGCCCAAUAUAUCACUAGGAAAAGCCCAACCCACGAUGCUCAUCCUGCCUUAUGGUCGCUACUUUGUUCUCCCACGUCUCCUUGUAAACGCUUGAACUGUCUCGUGGCC